CCUUCCCUCCGCUAACCGCCACUCGCCUUUUUCGUCUCCUCCCGCCGGGGAAUCCACACUCCGACCUCCCCGCCAGAUUCCUCAGCCGGCGAGGAGACUUCCCCCCUCCACUAUAACUACCCCGACCUCGCAUCUGCUCCAACGCCUCGCCUCCAUGCCGCUCCUCCUCUCGCCCCUCGCCGCGAGGACCCUCCACGCCCCGCUCCUCCCCGCCUCUGCCACCGCCGCACCGCAGGCCUCUCGCCUCCGCGCUCUCGGUAGUCAACCCCGCGGAUGCAGCAGGUCAAGACUGGCGGUGCUGUCGGAGAAGCAAGCGGCGGCGGUUGUGACGGAGAAGUCGCUAGCGGGGGAGGGGGGCGAUGAAGGGGGACGAUACGACGCGAUUGUGGUCGGGUCGGGGAUCGGCGGGAUGGUGGCGGCCACGCAGCUGGCGGCCAAAGGGGCGCGGGUGCUGGUGCUCGAGAAGUACAUCAUCCCGGGGGGCAGCUCCGGCUACUACCGCCGCGACGGCUUCACCUUCGACGUCGGCUCCUCCGUCAUGUUCGGAUUCUCCGACAAGGGAAACUUAAAUUUGAUAACCCGAGCACUAGAAGCAGUUGGAUGUAAGAUGGAGGUCAUAGCAGACCCUUCUACGGUUCAUUUCCAUCUACCUGGUGAUCUUUCCGUUCUUGUGCAUAGGGAGUAUAACGACUUCGUCAAAGAGCUGGUUAGCAAAUUCCCUCAUGAAAAACAAGGAAUCCUGAAAUUCUAUGGCAUAUGUUGGAAGAUCUUCAAUUCAUUAAAUUCUUUGGAACUAAAGUCCCUCGAGGAACCUCUAUACCUUUUCGGGCAAUUUUUUAAGAAGCCUCUCGAGUGCUUGACUCUCGCAUAUUAUCUGCCACAGAAUGCUGGGGAUAUUGCUCGCAAGUUCAUAAAAGAUCAGCAGCUGCUAUCCUUCAUCGAUGCUGAGUGUUUUAUUGUGAGCACAGUGAAUGCCUUGAAAACACCCAUGAUCAAUGCCAGCAUGGUCUUGUGCGAUAGGCACUAUGGAGGAAUUAAUUAUCCAGUCGGCGGUGUGGGUGGUAUUGCUGUGGCCUUGGCAAAUGGCCUUGUUGAAAAAGGCAGUGAAAUACGUUACAAGGCGAAUGUGACCAAUGUUAUUCUUGAAAAGGGAAAAGCUGUUGGAGUCAAGUUAUCAAAUGGGAAGGAGUUCUUUGCUAAAACAGUGAUAUCAAAUGCCACAAGAUGGGACACAUUUGGGAAACUCGUUAAAGUUGAAGAGCUUCCAGAAGAGGAGAAGAACUUUCAGAAGAAUUAUGUUAAGGCGCCAUCUUUUCUAUCCAUUCAUCUGGGUGUCAAAGCGUCAGUAUUACCUGCUGGUACUGACUGCCACCAUUUUGUACUGGAGGAUGACUGGUCUAACUUGGAGAAGCCUUAUGGAAGCAUAUUUUUAAGUAUCCCUACAGUUCUUGAUCCAUCCUUGGCACCAGAAGGACAUCACAUACUUCAUAUAUUUACGACUGCAGGCAUAGAAGAUUGGGAGGGUCUGCCUAGGAAGGAUUAUGAGCAGAAAAAGGAGCUUGUGGCAAAUGAGAUCAUACAAAGACUUGAAAAGAAGUUGUUUCCUGGUCUUCAAGACUCAAUAGUCCUCAAGGAGGUAGGAUCACCAAAAACUCACCGAAGAUUUCUUGCCCGAAAUGAUGGUACAUAUGGACCCAUGCCACGCGAUAAACCCAAGGGAUUGCUGGCAAUGCCUUUCAAUACUACUUCAAUAGAUGGCCUUUACUGCGUUGGUGACAGUUGUUUUCCUGGGCAAGGUGUGAUUGCUGUGGCAUUUUCAGGGGUAAUGUGUGCUCAUCGAGUUGCAGCAGACAUAGAUCUUGAACAAAGGUCUCCUAUCCUAGACACUGGCCUUCUUGGUGUCCUCAGAUGGUUUAGAACACUCGCAUAGACUAAUAUCAGAUGAAGACCUAGAGAGGUCUUAAUGUUUGCACAUAAGAAGAUGGUCACAGCCUCACAGAUGUCAGGGUUACCGCAUGACCAGACCAGAUGUGUAGACCCGUCCGUACAAUAGCCCAUCAGCAGCCUUUGUGAACCAUUUUUGUUGCUGCCUGAUGUAUACACCCAGCUGGGUUUCAGGCCAUGUUUUCCUGAAAGGCUGAAAUCUUGUCCAAGUGAUCGAGAAUAUUGGAUUACUAUACCGAUUUUAAACUGUAACUUAAGAGAACCAGGGAUUUGAUAAUCUGAUCAUUUGUCUGCU
Messenger RNA from Lolium rigidum, 2239 nucleotides. Its product is annotated as prolycopene isomerase, chloroplastic. Gene Ontology annotation, molecular function: carotenoid isomerase activity; oxidoreductase activity. NCBI's taxonomy places the organism in Eukaryota, Viridiplantae, Streptophyta, Magnoliopsida, Poales, Poaceae. Gene Ontology annotation, biological process: carotenoid biosynthetic process. Bases 155 to 1930 code for a protein of 591 amino acids. The record is from RefSeq and is a predicted model, not a curated record. The transcript has 13 exons.